UGUUCUCUCUGUCACCAUUGUGUGCUCUAAAAAAGUGUAUAUAAAUAAAUAUUACCCACAUUUUUAUUCAGCAUGGUUUCUCUGUGCAAAUGACUGUCGGUUCUUGGUUUCUCUGCCAAAACAGAAAAUCUUUGUACUCUUCUUCUCUCUCUCUCACCAUUCACACAACGACAACAUAAAUUCGAGAAUAUUAACAGCCAAUUCUAAUUCCACUCUCUUUCUUCAACAUUUGCGUCACCACUCAUCAAUCAUUCUUUAUUUUUUUGUUAGUUACAUUCUGUUUCUUAGUUUCUUCGUUUCACAACCCAUCACCAAACUCACCUCAAAAAACAAACUUUCCGUUUCUUUUUUCAAUUCAGAAUGGAGAGCAUGAGAUUAGGCCAAUGGUUAAAGUUAAAUCUUCUGGUGUUUGUACUGGUAUUGCUGAAGGCAGAAGGAGGUUAUGUGCCGAUAACUUAUGUCAAGAGCGCGGUAACAAAAGGAGCCGGUUAGGAGUUUUUCCUUCUUUUUCUGUGUUUUGUUUGGAUGGUAGUCCACCAGCUUACCAUUUAGAUAGAGGAUUUGGAAAAGGAAUUAACAGUUGGUUAGUUCAAUUUGAGGGAGGAGGAUGGUGCAACAAUAUCACUACAUGCCUUGGGCGUAAGAUGAACCGUUUAGGUUCAUCUAAGCGGAUGGCUAAUCAAAUUGCCUUUUCAGGAAUUUUGAAUAACAGGAGAAUGUUCAAUCCAGAUUUCUACAAUUGGAACAAAAUCAAGGUUAGAUAUUGUGAUGGUUCAUCUUUUACUGGUGAUGUGGAAGCUGUAAAUCCGGUAACAAAGUUGCACUUCAGAGGAGCAAGAGUUUUUAAUGCUGUCAUGGAGGAUUUGCUAGCAAAAGGAAUGAAAAAUGCUCAAAAUGCUAUUAUUUCAGGAUGUUCAGCUGGUGGUUUAACUUCAAUACUUCAUUGUGAUCGCUUUCGAGCUCUUUUCCCGCUAGGUGCUAAAGUGAAAUGCCUCUCAGAUGCUGGUUACUUUAUCAACGCAAGAGAUGUAUCUGGAACACAGCACAUCGAAGAGUUCUUCGGUCAAAUUGUAACAACACAUGGAUCUGCAAGGAAUUUGCCGAGAUCAUGCACUUCGAGGCUCAGUCCAAGGCUGUGCUUUUUCCCUCAAUAUGUUGUAUCACAAAUCACUACACCUAUUUUCUUUGUAAAUGCGGCAUACGACUCAUGGCAGAUUAAGAACAUUUUGGCACCGGGUGUUGCUGAUCCUCAAGGACACUGGCAUAGCUGCAAGAUGGAUAUAAACAACUGCUCUUCUAAUCAACUAGAUCUAAUGCAAGGCUUUAGAACACAAUUUCUAAGGGCAUUGACUGUUCUAGGAAACUCUCCAUCCAAAGGAAUGUUCAUAGACUCUUGCUAUGCUCACUGCCAAACAGAAAUGCAAGAAACAUGGUUUAGAAGUGAUUCUCCAUUAUUGGCCAAAACAACCGUUGCGAAAGCUGUAGCAGAUUGGUUUUAUGAAAGAAGGCUUUUCCAUCAAAUUGACUGUCCUUACCCCUGCAAUCCGAGUUGUCACAACCGCGUUUUUCAACAAGACAACCCUGGAAAAAAUGUCACCACCAAAGGAACUUCAUCAGAUGCAUCAGCUGUAAAGUCCAGUUUUCCAAAACUAUCAAAUAAGGCGCAAUGGAUUGAGCUUUUGUGCAUUAGAACCGGUUGGCUUCUAUUGACGACAGUUAGUCUGGUCAUCCUAUAAAAGCUGGUUUUUGUUGAUUAAAUUUGAUCCAAUUGGACUAUUUCGCCUUACAACUUACAAGUAUGAUUUAAAUAAUGGAUUAAUCAAAUGGAUGCUGAGAAUACCGAUCAAGAAGGAAUAAAAGCCAAUCCCAUUGGAUUGAAUCACUCUUUACUUCAUACAUAUAGACUUGCAUAUGCUCCACCAGACAAAGAACUUAAUUGUUAGGUUCAAUCAGCGUAAGCUUCUCGGCUACAAUUUCUCAAAUCAUAUGUCAAAAUCUUAAAUGAGUAACAGCACAAUAGCAUACAUCAUGUUGCUAUGGAAGCACAUAAUUCAAAAUUUAUAAUUGAGCAUAUUGAAGUCUUGUUUUAUUGUAAUUUUAAACAGUUGCAGAGAAAAGUAUUAGCAAUGAUACUAGAACUUUUCAUGGACUGCUUAUGAAACCCCCUUGUUUUUCUUUUAAUAUUCAACUCUUAGUUCAACAGGUAUGAAUUUCCUCCCAUCGGCCUGACAUCUCGCGUUAUUGUAGCUGAGCAUCGGUUUGUUCGACAAUUACCGAUAAGGGAAGAACAAUGUUUAGAAUGAAUGCUGCAUCUGAAGAUCUUUCUGUAGUAUAUAUAUACUACUGGUGGCUACUUCUAUUAACUCUUUAUUUACUUUAUCUUUUAAGACACAGAUCAUUUUGAAAGUGACACUUACAAUUGUACCCAUGUACCUAUAGUUUUGACAGUUAGAUUCACUAAAUGGUUUAAAUAAAUUUUGUCCAAGUGUCAAAA
Vicia villosa (hairy vetch) is the source of this 2494-nucleotide messenger RNA. Its product is annotated as pectin acetylesterase 8-like. Gene Ontology annotation, biological process: cell wall organization. Gene Ontology annotation, cellular component: plant-type cell wall. The record is from RefSeq and is a predicted model, not a curated record. Gene Ontology annotation, molecular function: pectin acetylesterase activity. Lineage: Eukaryota; Viridiplantae; Streptophyta; Magnoliopsida; Fabales; Fabaceae. The transcript has 17 exons. The coding region runs from base 384 to 1736 and encodes 450 amino acids.